Molecule: messenger RNA, 1632 nt
Organism: Dothidotthia symphoricarpi CBS 119687
Lineage: Eukaryota; Fungi; Ascomycota; Dothideomycetes; Pleosporales; Dothidotthiaceae
Product: autophagy related lipase Atg15
Exons: 1
Coding region: 1-1632 (543 amino acids)
Biological process (GO): neutral lipid catabolic process; multivesicular body membrane disassembly; macroautophagy
Molecular function (GO): glycerophospholipase activity
Source: RefSeq, a predicted model, not a curated record
AUGCCGUUAAAUGUAUCGACAAAUCGACCACGAGUUUCCAUCACUCGACUACUUUUGACCUUUAGUAUCUCUGUAUUCACUCCUGGUGUUUUUUGCUCCUUUGCUGGUUACGACAUCUUUCGCGAUUCCCGCCUCGCCACGACGGAACAAGUCCGUAUCAAUACGUUUGAUGGUCUGACUUUGCGACACGUCUUCCAUCAUGGUGCUGGACAACCUGGACCACGCGCGAGAAGACUGGACGUAACACCGGAGCGAGUAGCGCAGACUGAUGCUGAGUCCCAACUCGGACCAUUUAUUGUUAAAACAUCUCCCAUUCUUAUUGAGCGACCUGCACUCGAAGCUCAUGAUGCUAAAACUCCGAUGUCCUCCUUAUGGAUCGCCGAGGAUGUCCAGGGCCCGGAUGUCGAAGACAAAGCGACAAUUCUCAGCCUUGCUUCCAUGUCAGAAGACGCGUACAAGCCAGGACGCAGUGAUCCAGACUGGAUUGAUAUUGACGAGAAAUAUAACUCUUCGGUGCCAUUUGGUUGGGACGACAGCGGGAUCAGAGGUCACGUAUUUACCGACAGUACGAACUCAACCAUUGUACUUGCAGUAAAGGGAACCUCAAUUGCAAUGUUUGACGGAAAUGGCACAUCCGGACGUGACAAAGAGAAUGACAACCUCUAUGGAUCCUGUUGUUGCGGCCAAGGCGGCUCCUAUCUUUGGAAAAAAGUUUGCGACUGCCAAACCGGAACUUACUCUUGUGAUGACAAGUGUGUUCGAGAAGAGUUGAAGAAACCAAACAGGUAUUAUGCCGCGACGCUAGAGUUGUACGAAGAGGUCCUUCAGCUUUAUCCGAAUGCAAAUAUAAUUGCGACUGGACACAGUCUAGGAGGAGUUCUAGCCUCGCUAAUGGGCUUGCAACAUGGGAUCCCCGCCGUCACAUUUGAGGCGUAUCCCCAAGCCAUGGCAGCAAAACGGCUUGGGCUCCCUACUGCGGGUGAUGUAGCCCCUCUCAGAAAGAAUACUGGUGGUUUUCACUUUGGCCACACCGCGGACCCAAUUUACAUGGGAACUUGUAAUGGUGCUUCGACUUUCUGUACGCUUGCCGGCUAUGCAUUUGAGACGGUCUGUCAUACGGGGAAGAGAUGUGCGUACGACGUCGUCAAAGACUGGGGCUGGAGGCAAAGCACAUCGACCCAUCGUUUGAGAUACGCUAUCGACAAUGUGUACCAGGUGUACGACAAGGCAGCUACAUGUGUAGAUGAGGCUGUUGACUGUGUCGACUGCUUUUUGUGGAAAUACGAGGACGGAACGCAUACAAAGCCAACGACCACGACCAUCGCGACAAGCACGACGUCGUCCUUAACGCGUACAGAGACUUGCAAGACGCCUGGAUGGUGGGGCUGCCGCGACGAGACUACUUCAACACAAGUAUCUACCACAUCUGCUUCCACGGCUAGCACAACUACAACCAUAUCCAGCAGUACAAGCACAAGUACUUGUCAGACGGUAUGUGAUGACAUAUUGUGUUUUGCGUAUUCCACUGAUUGUAAUAGCCCGGUUGGUUCGGUUGCAAAGACAAGACGACAACCACAGUUUCUACUUCCUCGACUGAUGCACCGACAACUUGCACAAGCAAAAACUGGAUAG